AUGCCUUCUUCCUCCACUUGUAUCAAGAUUGUUGCAGAGUAUGCAAAGUCAGGAAGAUCUUCAUGUAAAAAAUGCUCUGAAAAAAUCGAUUCAAAAUCUUUAAGAUUAGGAUCGAGUAUUUGGGACCCACGAGGGUAUGAAAACACCAAAUCGUAUCACUCAGACUGUUUCUUCCCUCUUGAUGUAAACUUGUUGUCAGCAGAAUUAAUCGAAGGAUUUUCACAACUCAAGAGCAAUGAUCAAGAAAAACUGAAGAAACUUAUGACUGAAAGGGAUCAAUCUUCUAAGAAGACAUCUGAUAAAAUUGAUGAAGACAUUGGAUUGAAGAUAGACUUUUCAGCUAAUGAUGUCAAGGACAAUUACAAGGAUGCUAUGCUAUUACAGAAAAGUUACAUUAUGUCCAACAUUGCAAAGCUCGAGUUUGCAGCACUUGAAGUUAGUGGGAAAAACUACGUGUCAUGGAUGAUAGAUGUAAAAAUGCAUCUUGAAUCCGUAGGUAUCUCAAAUACUAUAUAUGAAUUUAAUAAUUGA
This is a messenger RNA of Lactuca sativa (garden lettuce), 531 nucleotides long. Its product is annotated as polynucleotide 3'-phosphatase ZDP. The record is from RefSeq and is a predicted model, not a curated record. Lineage: Eukaryota; Viridiplantae; Streptophyta; Magnoliopsida; Asterales; Asteraceae. Gene Ontology annotation, molecular function: zinc ion binding; ATP-dependent polydeoxyribonucleotide 5'-hydroxyl-kinase activity; double-stranded DNA binding. Gene Ontology annotation, biological process: DNA repair.